Molecule: messenger RNA, 7642 nt
Organism: Manacus vitellinus (golden-collared manakin)
Lineage: Eukaryota; Metazoa; Chordata; Aves; Passeriformes; Pipridae
Gene: SCRIB
Product: scribble planar cell polarity protein
Biological process (GO): neurotransmitter receptor transport, endosome to postsynaptic membrane; neurotransmitter receptor transport postsynaptic membrane to endosome
Cellular component (GO): postsynaptic density; postsynaptic membrane; adherens junction
Molecular function (GO): protein binding
Source: RefSeq, a predicted model, not a curated record
AUGGGAGCAGCCAAGUGUCUCAGGGAUGGCCCUCAGGCUUGUCCUGAGGUGGGGAGAUGGGUUUCCCCCAGAACUGCUGCUGACCCAGUUGUGUCUCUGUCACAGCCUUUCUUCAGGCUCCUGAACCUGCGCAAGCUGGGCCUGAGCGACAAUGAGAUCCAGAGGCUUCCCCCCGAGGUGGCCAACUUCAUGCAGCUGGUGGAGCUGGACAUCUCCCGCAACGACAUUCCAGAAAUUCCUGAAAGCAUCAAAUUCUGCAAAUCCCUGGAAAUCGCAGACUUCAGUGGGAAUCCUCUCUCCAGGCUUCCUGAGGGCUUCACCCAGCUCCGGAGCCUGGGCCACUUGGCCUUGAAUGAUGUGUCCCUGCAGAGCCUCCCCACUGACAUUGGGAAUUUGGCAAACCUCGUGACUUUGGAGCUACGUGAGAACCUGCUAAAGACUCUCCCCACUUCACUCUCCUUCCUUGUCAAGUUAGAGCAGUUGGAUCUCGGUGGCAAUGACCUGGAAGUACUGCCGGACACUCUGGGCGCGCUCCCAAACCUGCGCGAGCUUUGGCUGGACCGGAACCAGCUCUCGGCCCUGCCUCCGGAGCUGGGCAACCUCCGCCGACUGGUCUGUCUGGAUGUGUCGGAGAACAAGCUGGAGCAGCUGCCCAACGAGGUCAGUGGGCUGGUGGCACUGACGGACUUGCUGCUGUCACAGAACCUGCUGGAAUGCAUUCCGGAUGGGAUCGGUCAGCUGAAGCAGCUCUCCAUCCUCAAGGUGGACCAGAACCGGCUGACAGACGUGACAGAGUCAAUUGGGGACUGUGAAAAUCUGUCAGAGCUCAUCUUGACCGAGAACAUGCUGACGGCCUUGCCCAAGUCUCUGGGCAAACUGGCCAAGCUGACGAACCUGAACGUGGACCGGAACCGUCUGACGGCGCUGCCGGCGGAGAUCGGGGGCUGUGCCAACCUCAACGUGCUGUCCCUGCGGGACAACCGCCUGGCACUGCUGCCCCCUGAGCUGGCCAACACCACCGAGCUCCAUGUCCUGGAUGUGGCUGGGAACAGGCUGCAGAACCUGCCCUUUGCUUUGACAAAUCUUAACCUGAAAGCCCUGUGGCUGGCAGAAAACCAGUCCCAGCCCAUGCUGAAAUUCCAAACCGAGGAUGAUGAAAAGACAGGAGAAAAGGUUCUCACUUGCUACCUUCUCCCUCAGCAGCCCUCUCCCAGCCUGGAGAACCUCCUGCAGAACAGUGUGGAUGAAAGCUGGACAGACACCAACUUAAACAGAGUCAGUGUCAUCCAGUUCCUGGACGAACCCAAAGGAGAUGAUGAGGAGGAGUCUGGAGCUGAGAGACGGGGCCUGCAGCGCCGAGCCACCCCUCACCCCAGCGAGCUGAAGGUGAUGAAGAAGGUGAUCGAAGUUCGGCGUAACGAGGUGAACGCCGCAAAGGCCGAUGCUGACCUCAACUCUCCUAACUCAGAAGAGAAGAGGCUGAGUGCCACGUCGAACCGCAGUGAGGACUCCCACGUGUCCACCAGCACUGCCUCUGCAGACUGCAGGGCAGAGGAGGGGGACCGGGGCUGGCCCAACGGGCAGGUGCCCAACGUGCGGGAGCUGGAGAAGGAGGCAAAGCCCAGAGCAGAAGAGGAGCAUAAGGAAGCUGCUGGCCAGGAGGAGGAAGAUGUGGAAGUGGAAUACAAUGAGCCCACUGUACACUUUGCUGAGGACACACUGAUACGGAGUGAGGAUGAGGAUGAAGAUGAAGAGCGACCAUUCCCAGUGGAGAAGCAGAGGCUUAUCCGCAAGGACACGCCCCAUUAUAAGAAACACUUCAAGAUCACUAAACUGCCCAAGCCAGAGGCAGUGGUGGCACUUCUGCAGGGGCUGAACAGCGACGGGGUCCCUAAAGAGGAAGAGGAGUUGGGAGGCUGCAAUAACAACACAGAGCCCGAGGAACAGGAGGAAGCGUGGGAUGAGGAUGACAGGAAGAAUGGAGCUUUGUCUGCUCAGCCGUCCGUGAAGGGGGUGUCGUUUGAUCAAGCCAAUAAUCUGCUGAUUGAACCUGCUCGCAUUGAGGAGGAAGAGCUAUUUCUGUGCCUGGUAAGAGCCACACUUGGAGCUGAGCUGUCCCUGUUGGGGGGAAUGGGCUCGACCUCUAACAGGUGCUUUUGUUUCCAGGGCAUCUUUAUUUCCCGGGUGUCCGAAGAGGGUCCUGCGGCUCGCGCAGGGGUCCGGGUUGGGGACAAGCUUCUGGAGGUGAACGGCGUGUCCCUGCACUGCGCCGAGCAUCACGUGGCCGUGGAAGCGCUGCGAGGCUCGGGAAGCUCCGUGUCCAUGACGGUGCUGCGGGAGCGGAUGGUGGAGCCGGAGAACGCCAUCACCGUCACCCCGCUGCGCCCCGAGGAUGACUACAGCCCCCGGGAGCGGCGCGGGGGGCUGCGCUUCCCCGAGCGCCCCGAGGGAGCCCCUGCCACCGAGAGAUACUCCACCUGCCUCAUGCGCAACGAGAAGGGCCUGGGCUUCAGCAUCGCCGGCGGCAAGGGCUCCACUCCCUACCGGGCUGGGGACACGGGGAUCUUCAUCUCCCGGAUCGCAGAGGGCGGUGCAGCCCACCGGGACGGAAUCCUGCACAUCGGAGACCGGGUCAUCUCGAUCAAUGGGGUAGACAUGACAGAAGCCAGGCAUGAUCAGGCCGUAGCGCUGCUUACCGCGGCCUCCCCCACCAUCGUGCUGCUGGUAGAGAGAGAGGGCUCGGAGCAGCCCGGAGGAGCCUCGCCCGGCGCGCCCCGUGCGCAUGCACAUCCCCCGCCGCCCCCCGGCCCCGGGGACAGCCCGCCCGAGGAGACGCCCGCGCCGCAGAGGAACCACCUCUCCAGAGGGCUGGAGGAUCAGUACCCCAUCGAGGAGAUUCAUCUGGUGAAAGCGGGUGGUCCCCUGGGCCUCAGCAUCGUUGGAGGCAGUGACCAUUCCAGCCAUCCCUUUGGGAUUCAUGAGCCAGGGGUCUUCAUCUCCAAGGUCAUUCCCCGGGGGCUGGCGUCGCGCAGCGGGCUCCGCGUGGGGGACAGGAUCCUGGAGGUGAACGGCAUCGACCUGCGCCACGCCACCCACCAGGAAGCGGUGAACGCGCUGCUCUCCAACGCCCAGGAGCUCACCAUGCUGGUCCGGAGGGACCCGCCUCCGCCUGGCAUGCAGGAAAUAUGCAUUGAAAAGGCUCCAGGAGAGAAGCUGGGCAUCAGCAUCCGGGGUGGAGCCAAGGGCCAUGCUGGCAAUCCGUUUGAUCCCACCGAUGAAGGCAUCUUCAUUUCCAAGGUGAGCUCCUCUGGGGCCGCAGCCCGGGAUGGCCGCCUGAAGGUGGGGAUGCGGAUCCUGGAGGUGAACCACCAGAGCCUGCUGGGAAUGACGCACACGGAAGCGGUGCAGAUCCUGCGAGGGGUGGGCGACGCGCUCCUCGUGCUGGUGUGUGACGGCUUCGACCCCAAGGCUGCAGCUGCCAUCGAGAUGUCCCCAGGAAUCAUCGCAAACCCUUUUGCUGCUGGCAUUGGGCGCAAGAACAGCCUAGAGAGCAUCUCCUCCAUUGACCGGGAUUUGAGCCCUGAGGAACUGGAGAUCCUGCAGAAGGAGAUGGAAAUGGUGAGAGAAGCAACUCAGUGGGAGAGAGAAGAAAUGGAGAAAGUGGAGCGGAUGCGUAGGGAGCGGGAGGCAGCCACGCAGCAGCUUGAGGAGGAGGUGGAGAGCAUCCCCAGCGAGCCCCUGCGCCUGGACUACCGGACCCUGGCAGCGCUGCCCAGCAGUGGCCUGCAGAGAGGCAACCGUGCUCCUGUUCAGUGUACUAAGCCCAGCUCCAGCAUGGAGGGUGACUGCACGGUGCUGUCCCUGCCCAUGGCACGGGACAGCCGGGAAGCUCCUGUGGGCGAGUCUGGGACAGGAAAUUCCAGGCGUGAAACCCCCUAUUCACCCAGUAAUCCACAGGUGCCCGCAGCCCCCCGGCCCCCUCACCUGGCCGGCAGGGAGACCCGCUUUGCUUCCAUUAACUUCAUUACAUCGCAGGAUGACAGUAAAUCAACCAAGCCCGGCGUCAUUCAGCCUCUGUCCCGCGUGCGACAAAGCGCUGCCUCACACUCUGCGGAGGAGGGGGACAGCCCCAACCCCUUCCAGCAGCCCGAGCCAUGCUUCAGGAUCCACAACUCUCAAAAGCCACCGUCGCCACCCUCCCCUGACGAGGUCCCCAUCAAUGUCAAGCAGGCCUACAAGACCUUCGCAGCAGUGCCCCUGUCCCACCCGCUGCUCGGGACACAGGAAUUGUCUGGUCAGAGCAGCACAGAGAACACCAAAAUGGCCUCGGAGGAGGCNGUGCACAGGCCCGGGGGACAGCACAGCCCCGAGCAAAGGUCCUUCCGUGAGAGGCAGAAGUAUUUUGAGAUUGAAGUGAAGCAGCAGCACCUGGACAAGCCUCCCAAGCGUGUGUCCUUGGUGGGGGAGGAUGACCUGAAGAAAAUGAAGGAGGAAGAAGCCCGCAAGCUGCAGCAGCAGCGAGCCCUUCUGUUGGAGGAGGAGGCCGAGGAGGAGGAGGAGGAGGUGAGGCAGGUGCCCGAGGCCGUGCAGUCCAGCAUCAUCAUCGAGGGGGUCGAGUACAAGGUCGAGAGGCUGAAUGGAAGGAGCAUCCAGGCUCCAGCAGCUCGGCCCUCAGAGCUCAGUGAGAACAGCAGCUUGCAGAGGAAUUCUCUGGAAGAGGGGAUCAAGCCUGAGCAGAGAACCAACUCCAUGUCAGGGCUGAGCCCAUCGUUCCCGGGGGAUCCCGGCGCUCCGGUGCGGACGGCCAAGGCCGAGCGGCGGCACCAGGAGCGGCUGCGCAUGCAGAGCCCGGAGCUGCUGAGCGGGCAGGAGAAGGAGAAGGAGCUGUCUCCAGCGGAGCGCCGGGCACUGGAGGCUGAGAAACGGGCUAUGUGGAGGGCAGCACGAUCCUCAGCUCUUGAAGACAGUAUUAAACAGUACGAGCAGGAUCUGGCCAGGAAGCUGUACCAGUCCCGGCAGUGGGCAUCUGCUCCCGGGGCCAGGCCAGCUCAGAUGUCUAGCCCAGUGCAGAGUCACGCCUCAAGAAUCCCUGGGUCAGGAGGCCAAUCCAGGAUGAAAUCACUGGAACAGGACGCUCUUAAAGCCCAAAUGGUUAUUGCCAAGUCCAAGGAGGGGAAGAAACGCAGCACACUGGAGCAGCUGGCAGAGUCACCGUCGCCCGCUCCGACGCCGUCCCCAACGCCGCUGGAAGAUUGCAGCCCCAGGAACGUCACUUCCCCGGGAAGGCUGUCCAUGUCUGAAAAGAAGUUUGACUACCGGGAAUUUGCUGCUAUUCCUUCCUCCAAACCUGUUUACGAAAUCCAGUCGCCUGAUGCAGCUGAUGACCUCAGAUACGUCGAGGACCGAAAUAAUUCAGUUCCCCGGGAGCAGGAUGGGCAGCCAGAGGAAGAGGACACGUUAGGAACACGGGAUCCAUCAGCACCAACUCCCUCAGCCCUGGAGGACAUGGCCCUGUACAGCAGCAAGCGCAAGCUCCGACACAGCCGGCGCAGUCUGGAGACCGCUGUCCCCACGUAGGUGACCCGACACACCCGGGCGAUGGACGAGCCCGGCACAGCCCUUCCGAGCUUCCCGUGCUCCAGGGACAGCGCCGGCUGCCACCCUGCCGCCUCCAGACUGGAUGGGACCGGAGCACCCCGGGAGCUCUGUGGCCAACUGACUCCUCCGAGGCUGUGAACCACCCUCGUUUCUCACCCGACAGCGCCCUGGGGCACGUCCCGAAAACGGGGCAACACUGGACUGACUGCUGGCAGAUGGAGAGGAGGGGUGGGCAGGACAGUGGGCAGCUCGUUAGCCUGUAAAUAUUGUGUGUGGGGAAGGGUAGGACAGGGAGAAUGUAGGAGUGUGAGAGUGUGUUGGGCUCCAGCCGUUACUGCCUCAACUUCGUUUUUUUAGUGGUUAAAAGGAGCUUUUCCUCUGGUGGGAAUCAGGAGGAAGGUCCAGCCUGCCUUUACUCCUGUUUAAUUUUCAGUUUUUUGCCAAAAAGCAUCUCCUCCCACCUCCUGCACUGUGUCACCUCACUUCCCUUUGGGACCGUGUGGGAAUGGGAAGCUUGGAGGCAAAAAAAAAAGGAAAUACAAAGGAAAAAACACCUGCAGAAUUCCAGCAAAGUGCCUCCCUCUGCCACUGACACUCUGUGCUCAAGGAACAUGCCAAAGCCUGGGCCAGCUCUGUGCCACCUGCCUGUGUCCUGGUAGGACACUGCUCCUGCUGGGACUCUGUGCAGUCCUGGGGACAGGUCCUUCCCUGGAUGGACACGUCGCUGUGUGUCACAUGUGGUGUGAGCAGCUCCACGAGCACACACAAGUGUCAGAGGAGGCCAGGCUCUGUCUUCUGUAGCACUGGGGCUGAACUGGUGGACUGGGGCAGGAAUGGGACGGAGCCAACAGCUGUAGCAGGGGUUUAGGGGGGGUGUGACAGCAAUGGGGAGCAGGAUAGUUGGGGUAGGACACGGUGGCAGAGGUGGGAGGUGUGACAGCAGUACCUUAGUGGGUAGGAUUCAGAAACUGGGAAUGGGUAGGACGUGGCGUUGCUGGGGUCAAGUUGGGAAUUACGGGGUCUUACAGGUAGGAAAUCUGGUGGGGAGUCCACAGUGUCCAUGGCUGGCCGCGAGGUGGAGUGGAGCGUCACAGGGUGCCUGGCAUGGGGCUGGCAGGGAGCACCAGGAGCACCACGGAGCAGGACGGGGCUGGCCUGUGCCUUGCAAUAACUACACAGUCCCACUUUGCCAGCUUGUUGGCUUCAGGCCCCUUUCCGUGGAGAACAGGGACAAUGAAUGUUUGCCCAUGCAAGAGGGAAAAAGGAAAAUGAAAAAUGAGCGGGGGUACGAGUCCUGGGUGUGAGUUCUGGUUUCCACAUGUGGAACGAGGGCUGUGAGCAGGUUCUGUAUCACGUGAGCUCUGCAGAUGUGGAGGUCACAGCUGCUGCUCCCAGCUCUGCCAUCAACCUCUGCUGCCACUACUGAGGGGAAACAGCCCUUUUCUUUUUUUUUUUUUUUCACUGCCUCUAACUGGGAGGAAGGUCCGAGCUUGGCUCAAUCCCAUUCCCCGUCCAUUGGUGCUCUCUGACUCCCCAGCAAGACCAGGGUUGGACCUUGAGCCUGACAGUGGCUGGGCAGCGACAGGCACAUCUGCUUGUACAUUUGCUGAAGGAAAGAACUGGAUGCAGUUUUUUUGUUGAGCCUCUCCCUUCAUGCCAAAAUCCAGUGGAUCGUUUUAACUGGCACCGUAUGCUUUGAUUUUACAGAUCUGUGAAAGGGGAACUCUGAUAAUCUCUCACUGCAGCCAUGGCUGCUUCCAUCAUCAGCAAUUUGAGCUUUUCCUUUUUAAAUCUAAUUUUAGCAUUUGCUUUUUAACAACAGCAGUUUUGGAAACAAUCCUGGCUGGGUUUUGGUGACUAACUUGUGAUUCUUCUCUCCUUUCCCUGUGCGGUACCUGGUGCCAGGCUCUGGGUUCUUUCCCGUUCUCUCCCGAGAGACUCCAAGGGAAAAUUAGCGCAUCAAGACUGUAACUAGUGAAAUUUGUACAACCAAAGAAAUCUAUUUUGUGGUUCAAGGAUAAUAAAGUUUACUUUACAUUUUAGA